GACGGCGCGUGCAGGCUGGCAGGCAGGCUGGAGGAGCAGAUCGCUGAGGGGCGUCCUGACAGUAGGUGGGGAACCUGUUCACCAGCUCCACGCGCGUUCCGCUCCGCUCCGCCGCUCCACGAGCUGUGAGCAACUCGGGCACCAAACUCGGACACAAAGCUCGCCCUUGAUUCAAAAAACUUUUUGUUUUCCUUCAGAGGAGCAGGGGGGGGGAGGACAUCUUCGCUGCCCGUGCGCGCUGGCGAUGUCCGGAUCGUACUGCAAAAGUUUGUACCCGUUCAGCGGGGAGCAGCACCAGCAGGGACUGAGCUUCGAGGCUGGGGACGUUAUUAAGGUGGUCCAGGCUCUGCCCGGAGGCUGGUGGGAGGGCGAGAGGGAUGGAGCUAGAGGAUGGUUCCCUUCAAGUUAUGUCCAGGUGUUGGAGAGCACCGCAUCUCUGAGUCAUCUCUCUGUUGAGGACCUCAGAGAACCCCUGCCACCUCUCUGGAAAUGCUACAUGUCUCCACAAGGGCGGCGAUACUACGUCAACACCACAAGCAAUGAGACGACAUGGGAGAGACCGUCCAGUGUACCUGGGACCCCCAAGACCUCCCUUCGACACAAGAACUCCCUGCCAGCAGUGAAUGGAUUUCACUCAGGUGGUAGUCCCUUGCAUCAUGUGGAGCAUUCACACAACAGUCUGGUUAGGAAGAGCAGUACAGAGCCACAGAGCCCGGGAUCAACGUCGCCCACCAGGAAACAGAACAAGGAGACCACGGUCACGAUUAACUGUGUGACGUUCCCGUCACAUGCGUGCAUGCCAGAGCAACAGCUGCUGAAACCGAGCGAAUGGAGCUACUGUGACUACUUCUGGACCGAUAAGAAGGAUCCCCAGGGCAACGGCUACAUCACAGGAUUUGAGGUUUUACUGCAGAAACAGCUGAAGGGGAAACAGAUGCAGAAAGAGAUGGCCGAGUUCAUACGAGAAAGGAUAAAGAUAGAGGAAGAGUACGCCAAGAAUCUCUCCAAGCUCUCUCAGAUCCCUCUGGCGAGCCAGGAAGAAGGAACUCUGGGGGAGGCUUGGGCCCAGUUGAAGAAGAGCCUGGCAGACGAAGCUGAUGUUCACCUAAAGUUCUCCUCAAAGCUCCAGAGCGAAGUGGAGAAGCCUUUCCUGACCUUCCGGGAGAACUUUAAGAAGGACAUGAAGAGGUUCGACCAUCACAUCGCCGACCUACGGAAACAGCUGGUCGGUCGCUAUGCAGCAGUGGAGAAGGCCCGGAAAGCUCUGGCUGACAGACAGAAGGAGCUGGAGUUGAAGACUCAGCAGCUGGAGAUCAAACUCAGCAACAAGAUUGAAGAAGACAUCAAGAAAGCCCGCAGGAAAUCCACACAAGCAGGAGACGACCUGAUGCGCUGUGUUGACCUUUAUAACCAGUCCCAGUCCAAAUGGUUUGAGGAGAUGGUGACCACAAGUCUGGAGCUGGAGCGGCUGGAGUUGGAGCGGGUGGAGAUGAUCAGACAGCAUCUGUGUCAGUACACCACCCUUCGGCAUGAGACAGACAUGUUCAACCAAAGUACGAUGGAGCCGGUGGACCAGCUCCUGCAGUGUGUGGACCCGGCCAAAGACAGAGAGCUGUGGGUGCGGGAGAAUAAGACUGGAGAGAUCAGGCCAGUGGACAUAGAGAUCUGAUCUCGGUGCUGUCGCGACGGCGCUGCAUAUGUACACUUUUACCCCCAAGCUCACACUCAGACACGCUCACCCAGAGGCCACAUGCCUGAGCACUGACUGGGAGAUGAAAUCUGUGCCGGGAUCUUCACUACCACUCCACUGAUCUACAUGUGACUCCUAAUAGACUGAUUGAUGGAGGAUGAUGUCAAUAUUAGGGGAGAUUAGUGAGACGCAUUAGUGAUGAAUGAAGAUGUCAGAUAGUGACAGGCUGUAGUUUGCAAGCUGAUGCCAAGCUGCGGUGGCACAGGAAAACGGGAACUGUGAGUGUAAAAUGUGAGACGAGAGGUGAAAGCGAAUGAUCAAGAAGCACCAACAAAGAACAUUUAAAACCUGUAAAUGUUGAAUAGCUUUAUGUCAUGCAGCAGUGUAAAGCUGCGGUCUGUACGUGCUUUUGCUGUGAGGUAAUUCUCCGAUUCACUUGUGUGUCGAUGCACACGUGACUUCAGAAAUGCAAGCUGUUGGCAAAAAUGAUUUAACUGAUGCUGCAAAGCAAAAUGCAUUCUGACCCAAGAGUGUUAUAUUACUGUGUACCAGAAUAAUAUAGUAUUUUAAGUACUAAAAUCCACAAUAUGUAGGUAUUGACUGUUUGCAAAACCCCACACCCCUGUGUUACUGUUGCUAUGCCUGUCAAGCAUACAGUUCUGGCACGUCACAUAAUGAGUUUACUAAAAGUAUCUUGGCUGAAAUGACAACUGUCGCUUGCAGACUUUAUUUGCUUUAAUUAGCUAGGCUAAGCUAAUGGUGACACUAAAACUCUGUCUUUAGCUGACUUUUAAAAGUUUCCAAUUAGCUUUAAACUGAGAGUCUGUAAAACCGUCUUAUAAUAUGCACACAGUGGCUACACACAUGAUGUUGAAAGACUGAAGCUAAAGCUAACAGGUCCCAGAAAAAAGGUUAGCAUACUCACCAGCAGAUGAUCCAAGUAGAAGACAUGGAAAUAAAGUGUUAUUCAUUAAAGAAUGUGCAACAAAAUGCUUACCAGAGAAGCAUUUUCAACAGCAUGCGUCACUUAGGUUAUAACAUUCUAAUGUUGGCAGCCUACAUUAGUCGAUAAAAACACAGUUCCAUUCUUUACACUUGUUGUUACACAUAUGGUAUUGCUCAUAUUAGACCCCCAUACACCCCAUUUAUGUUAAGAAAUCCAAAGCUUGACAGGCCUGCAAUGCCUAGUUACAGCUGGUAAGCCAUGAUUGUCAGUAACUGACACCAUGGUUUGGGUUGGGGUUUAGCCAACGGUCAAUUGCUGAGGACAAAAAUCUGAAAUCUGGCCACACUUCUUCACAUCUCUGACAAAAUAAAAUCUAAAGCUCAGCACUCAGUUUCAUUUCCACCUGUGUUUUACUACAUUCCUAAUAAGGAUUUAAAAAAUCAGCCAAUUGCACUUUAUACCAAGUGAUUUUUAAUUGCUGUUCAUAUGAAAAUUAUUCUGAAGAGAACUUACUGUUACACAUUUUAUUACUGAAGCUGGGUUGUGGUCAUGUUCACGAGGAGCCUGGUGUAAAUAUUUGGGAUGUGUGAUCUGCAGUGAAAGCAGGAAGUAGAGUGAAGGAUGUAAAAUACAAUAGACACAAAGACAUACAAUAUACAGAAAUUUGGUACUGAUAAUAUAUGAAACGUACAAAGUGUUUUACAUGCAAUAGAAAUAACAGCCCUUUUAAAUAUUCGAUUGUUUUGGAAAUACAAGCGCUUCAGUUGGAUUGACUGUCAGUGCUCCUGCCUGCAGAAGCUAAAUGUUGUACAAAUUGCUCUUUACCACCAUGUCUUGUCCAGUAUUAUUAGUACUACUUGACUAUUGAGAGUAGAGGACUGAGAUGCCUUUGUACAUUAACAUCUAAAGGUUGGCAUUUUUCAUUAAUAAAAGGAAGAUAUGUACCUUAUAUCAUAA
Messenger RNA from Micropterus salmoides (largemouth bass), 3593 nucleotides. RefSeq names its product growth arrest-specific 7b (gene gas7b). Gene Ontology annotation, biological process: actin filament polymerization; neuron projection morphogenesis. Lineage: Eukaryota; Metazoa; Chordata; Actinopteri; Centrarchiformes; Centrarchidae. Gene Ontology annotation, cellular component: actin filament; plasma membrane; cytoplasm. Bases 245 to 1669 code for a protein of 474 amino acids. The record is from RefSeq and is a predicted model, not a curated record. Gene Ontology annotation, molecular function: actin filament binding. The transcript has 14 exons.